Molecule: messenger RNA, 321 nt
Organism: Danaus chrysippus (African queen)
Lineage: Eukaryota; Metazoa; Arthropoda; Insecta; Lepidoptera; Nymphalidae
Source: the annotation of a GenBank genome assembly
AUGUAUAGAGAUGCGCAAGCGUUGAUCCCUAUCCCUGUGCAGUCGGGUUUCCUGGAUGGAAGGCGGCGGUUCGGGGGGCGCGGGCGGAGAGUGGUGCGGGCUGCGGGGGCCGGGGGGCGGUCAAGGCCGCAGCGCACGCGGCUAUGGCGGCGAAACGUUCAGUUCAGUUUGCCCCCAACCAUCGACCCUGCCGGACGUGGCAAAAGUGACGGUGUGAGUGCUUUCUUGCUUACUAAACAGUUAGCCGUAGGUCGACGACCGCGCGAGCAUGAACGCGCGCCCGCCGAUUGCCCUUGCACAGAUUUGACCGAAACCCACUAG